CCACAAAACUUGCAAUUUUUCCCACUACCUUAAACUUCAUAUAUUCUGUAAAUAAUAACCAUUCUUCUCAGUUGAUUUAUUUUUCCCUUCAAGUCGCCGCGUUUUACUUAUUUUUCCGAAAAGGUACAAUAUAUCUCUUGUAGAGCCAUGAGAAUUCCGAUGAUGUCCGUAGCGUGCAAACAAGUCCAACCGUUAGUGAGCUUCCAAGGGGGUGGAUUCCAAGCGGAGCUCAACAUGGAGGCCUUCUUCCGCCGGAAAGACAAGGUGGUUUUCGUGAUCGGGCCGACGGGCACCGGCAAAUCCCGCCUCGCCAUCGACCUCGCCACGCGGUUCCCGUCCGAGAUCAUCAAUUCCGACAAAAUGCAAGUCUAUAAGGGCCUCGAAAUCGCCACCAACAAGGUCACCGACGAAGAGUGCCGCGGCGUCCCCCACCACCUCCUCGGCAUCGCCGAACCCCAUUCCAAUUUCUCCGCCGCAGAUUUCUGCCUCCACGCCUCCUCCGCCAUCAAGUCCAUCCUUGACCGCGGCAAGCUCCCGAUAAUCGCGGGGGGUUCCAAUUCCUACAUCGACGCCCUCCUGAACGACCACGACCAUGACCACGACCACGACCAACGCUCGCAGUUCCGCCGACAGUACGAGUGUUGCUUUCUUUGGGUGGAUGUUUCAUUACCAGUCCUCAACGCCUUCGUGUCGGAGCGGGUCGACCGGAUGGUGGCUGCCGGUCUCAUCGACGAGGUGAGGAGAAUGUUUGAUCCGGCGGCCGAUUACUCGCGGGGGAUCCGCCGAGCGAUCGGCGUACCCGAAUUAGACGAAUUAUUCGGCGCGGAGGCCAGAGGAGCGAGUAAGAAGACCAGAGAUAGGCUUCUCCAAUUGGCAAUUGAGAAGAUCAAGGUGAAUACUUGCUUAUUAGCCCGCCGGCAAUUGCAAAAGAUUCACCGCCUCCAUCCGCAAUGGUGCUGGAACGUCCACCGCCUCGACGCCACGGAGGCGUUCCUAAAGCGCCACCGCCACCAAGACGCCGACGAAGCUUGGGAGAAGCUCGUUGCCGAGCCGGCGAACAUGAUCGUCGGCGAAUUCCACUACGGAGAAGAAAUCGCCGCCAUGGUACCGUCCACCACAACCGCUGGUGCCUGUGCCGGUCCGGUUCUGUCAUCACCGGUGUCGAUCGCCGCCGUGGCAGGUGCCACGCGCUAGAGAGAGACAGUGGGGUUUGCGAAAGGAGGGACCGGGAUUGGCCCCACAGAAUCUAGU
Messenger RNA from Morus notabilis, 1251 nucleotides. Its product is annotated as adenylate isopentenyltransferase 5, chloroplastic. NCBI's taxonomy places the organism in Eukaryota, Viridiplantae, Streptophyta, Magnoliopsida, Rosales, Moraceae. Gene Ontology annotation, molecular function: tRNA dimethylallyltransferase activity. Gene Ontology annotation, cellular component: mitochondrion. Gene Ontology annotation, biological process: tRNA modification; cytokinin biosynthetic process. The record is from RefSeq and is a predicted model, not a curated record. The coding region runs from base 148 to 1194 and encodes 348 amino acids. The transcript has 2 exons.